ACACACUAUAUAAGGUGUCCCACACCCUCAGCGGCUCAUCUUUCUCUGUGAAGAAAGGGUGCGCAUUACACACCCCCAACCUUCCUUCUUCUCUAUAUUCCCCUUUUCUCCAUUUCUUCUCCUUUUCUCCUUUUUCCUUUCUUUAUCACAUUUAUAGCCUGAGAGUUGGGCUUUUCGUAAUAUCAGCUCCAAAGUCGUUUAUUUUGCAGGCUGUUUAGUCACUUAGAGUUGCUUCUUGUUGGUGGGAAUCAUGACUGGGGCUCUAAUUCAGGCAGCAAUCCCCCCUGUUGUUGUCGUGAGUGAGAAUCAUGGACGACUUCGAGGCUCUGGAAGAACCGGAAAGACUGCCAGAAUGAUGUGCAAUGUGAGAGUACGCACCCCAAGUGUGAGAGGUUUCAGUGGACUGAGGGGAUCAAAUGCUUUGGAUAUGAUGCAAAGAUCAGGCCGAGAUUUUAAUACUGCAGUUGCAGCUGCUAUCUCUGUCCCACGGGGAAAGGCUAGCCGAGGAGUAGCUGUGGCUAUGUUUGAGCGCUUCACAGAGAAGGCCAUAAAAGUUAUUAUGCUUGCACAAGAAGAGGCCAGACGGCUAGGGCACAAUUUUGUUGGCACAGAACAGAUCCUGUUAGGCCUUAUAGGUGAAGGGACUGGUAUUGCUGCUAAAGUUCUGAAAUCCAUGGGAAUUAAUCUCAAGGAUGCCCGGGUGGAAGUGGAGAAGAUUAUUGGUAGGGGCAGUGGAUUUGUUGCUGUGGAGAUACCAUUUACACCUCGUGCAAAGCGUGUUUUGGAACUUUCUCUAGAAGAAGCCCGUCAACUUGGUCAUAAUUAUAUAGGAUCUGAGCACUUGCUCCUUGGCCUGCUUCGUGAAGGUGAAGGUGUAGCGGCCAGAGUCCUAGAUAACCUUGGAGCUGACCCUGCUAACAUUCGUACACAGGUCAUUCGCAUGGUGGGUGAAAGUACAGAAGCUGUCGGUGCUGGGGUUGGUGGUGGAAGCAGCGGCAAUAAGAUGCCGACGCUUGAGGAGUACGGCACCAAUCUGACAAAGCUGGCGGAGGAGGGUAAAUUAGAUCCUGUUGUUGGAAGGCAACAACAAAUAGAGCGGGUGACCCAAAUUUUGGGCAGGCGGACAAAGAACAACCCUUGCCUUAUUGGAGAGCCUGGUGUCGGGAAGACAGCUAUUGCAGAAGGGCUAGCUCAACGCAUUGCUAAUGGGGAUGUACCAGAGACUAUUGAAGGAAAGAAGGUGAUUACCCUGGAUAUGGGGCUUCUUGUUGCUGGUACAAAAUAUCGCGGAGAGUUUGAGGAGAGAUUAAAGAAGCUGAUGGAGGAAAUCAAACAAAGUGAUGAGAUAAUACUAUUUAUUGAUGAGGUACAUACUCUGAUUGGAGCAGGAGCAGCUGAGGGUGCAAUUGAUGCUGCAAACAUCUUGAAACCAGCUCUCGCAAGAGGUGAACUGCAGUGUAUCGGUGCAACGACACUUGAUGAAUACCGGAAGCACAUUGAGAAAGAUCCAGCUCUGGAACGGCGAUUCCAGCCAGUAAAAGUGCCUGAACCAUCUGUGGAUGAGACAAUACAGAUUCUGAAGGGGCUACGAGAAAGAUAUGAACUUCACCACAAACUCCGUUACACAGAUGAGGCUCUAGUUGCUGCUGCACAGUUGUCAUAUCAAUACAUAAGUGACCGCUUCCUCCCCGAUAAAGCAAUUGACUUGGUUGAUGAGGCUGGUUCUCGUGUUCGGCUUCGUCAUGCACAGCUCCCUGAGGAUGCUAGAGAGCUUGACAAAGAGCUCAGACAGAUUACCAAGGAGAAAAAUGAAGCUGUCCGCAGUCAAGACUUUGAAAAGGCUGGGGAACUGCGGGACCGGGAAAUGGAACUGAAGGCCCAGAUCUCAGCCUUAAUUGACAAAGGCAAAGAGAAGAGUAAAGCAGAGAGUGAGGCAGGUGAUGCAAGCCCAAUUGUGACAGAAGUGGAUAUCCAGCAUAUUGUCUCUUCUUGGACUGGAAUCCCCGUCGAGAAAGUCUCAAGCGAUGAGUCGGACCGCCUCCUCAAAAUGGAAGAGACUCUCCACAAGCGAAUCAUCGGCCAGGACGAAGCUGUCAAAGCCAUCAGCCGUGCCAUCCGCCGCGCCCGUGUUGGCCUCAAGAACCCCAACCGCCCAAUUGCCAGCUUUAUCUUUUCUGGCCCGACUGGUGUUGGAAAAUCGGAAUUGGCAAAGGCGCUGGCUGCUUAUUAUUUUGGCUCUGAGGAAGCUAUGAUCCGUCUCGACAUGAGUGAGUUCAUGGAGAGGCACACAGUCUCGAAGCUCAUUGGUUCACCACCUGGCUAUGUUGGGUACACAGAAGGUGGACAGCUGACUGAGGCUGUUCGCCGCCGUCCCUACACUGUUGUGCUCUUUGAUGAGAUCGAGAAGGCCCACCCUGAUGUUUUCAACAUGAUGCUCCAGAUUUUGGAAGAUGGGAGGCUGACGGACAGCAAGGGCCGCACUGUGGAUUUUAAGAACACCCUCUUGAUCAUGACAUCCAACGUCGGAAGCAGUGUGAUAGAAAAGGGUGGCCGUCGGAUUGGAUUCGACCUUGACUAUGAUGAGAAGGACAGCAGUUAUAACCGGAUAAAGAGCCUGGUAACUGAGGAGCUGAAGCAGUACUUCCGACCAGAGUUCCUGAACAGGCUGGACGAGAUGAUCGUCUUCCGGCAGCUGACGAAGCUUGAGGUGAAGGAGAUUGCAGAUAUCAUGCUAAAGGAGGUGUUUGUGAGGCUGAAGGCAAAGGAUAUCGAGCUUCAGGUGACGGAGAGAUUCAGGGACCGGGUUGUCGAUGAAGGUUACAGCCCGAGUUAUGGGGCGCGUCCGCUUAGGAGGGCAAUCAUGAGGCUUCUGGAGGACAGCUUGGCAGAGAAGAUGCUCGCAGGGGAGAUCAAAGAGGGGGAUUCUGCGAUUGUGGACGUUGAUGCGGAUGGGAAUGUGACUGUGCUCAAUGGCAGCAGCGGCAUCCCAGAGCCAGAGCCAUUGCCACCAGCCAUCCCUGUCUAAUCUCUUGAGUGUGUUGUAUGUAAUCGAAUGUUGGGAUAGAUUGCAGUUGUAGUCUUUGUUGCAGUAUGACGAUAAUGUGGUAGUUAGGAAACAGUGAAAAGGUAAGAAUGUUGGCAGAUUAGUCCCUUCCGUUUAAUUCAUUUUCUUAAACGUGUCUACUGAGGAAAGAUUAUUCAUCCUCUUUUUUGGGAAUAACAGACUCCAAGUAGAUGGACUUCCACUGUAUAAUUGAAAAUGACAGAAAGUGAAGAGCAUCAUCAUCA
Messenger RNA from Magnolia sinica, 3288 nucleotides. Its product is annotated as chaperone protein ClpC1, chloroplastic-like. Gene Ontology annotation, biological process: cellular response to heat. The transcript has 10 exons. Gene Ontology annotation, molecular function: ATP binding; protein binding; ATP hydrolysis activity. Bases 251 to 3025 code for a protein of 924 amino acids. Gene Ontology annotation, cellular component: cytoplasm. Lineage: Eukaryota; Viridiplantae; Streptophyta; Magnoliopsida; Magnoliales; Magnoliaceae. The record is from RefSeq and is a predicted model, not a curated record.